AUGUCGGGCGUCUGUCGGCUUCGGCCAAGCCGUGACGUUUCCUGCGGGAGCUGUCGCAUUACAUUCCAGCGUGAUACUCCCUUGCACCACCAUUGGCUUCGGGCCACAUUCCUCAGUCUCUGUAGUAAUAAACAUGCAUCUCUAAAGUCGAAAGCAGGUUGUCGAGAACUCCAACUCUACAUCAACACCUUCCCAGUUGCAAAGAGCACUCGAGAUGCUGCCCCGCAUAAAAAGUCCGAAGCAGAGGAAAUCCCUCUAGAUGCGAGAAACGACAGCGACGGUGGUGAUGUGGCCCAGCAACCUGACGAGGAUGAAGACACGAUUCUCACCGGCUACAGGCUGGUGGCCGUCAUGAUUGGGCUUUGUUGCUGUGUGUUGUGUAUCUCUCUCGACAACACGAUUGUCGCCACGGCGAUCCCCACGAUCUCCGCACACUUCCAAUCUCGGGACGAUGCCGGCUGGUACGCGAGCGCUUACCUCCUCACCACCAGCGCGGUCACGCUCGUCUACGGCCGGAUCUACACCUUUGUCCCCGUCAAAUGGGUGUAUCUGAGCGCCCUAUUUCUAUUUGAGCUCGGCUCCCUAGUCUCUGGCGUCGCGCCCUCCUCGACCGCCCUGAUCAUCGGGCGCGCUGUAGCCGGGCUUGGAGGCGGGGGUUUGUUUGUGCCACGGCGCCGUCGCCCGGCGUUCUCGGGCUUCAUCAUGGGCAUGUACGGGAUUGGGAGUGUCAUUGCGCCGCCCCUCGGCGGGGCGUUCACCGACCACCUCACCUGGCGCUGGUGCUUCUACAUCAACCUGCCGCUGGGCGCCGUCACGGCAAUCGCCAUCGUCCUCACCCUCCAACACACCAACUCGAUCGUCAAGACACCCUGGCGAGAGAAGCUGCGCGGGCUAGACCCGCUCGGGAUCCUGACCUUCCUCCCAGCAAUCAUCAGCCUGCUCCUGGGCCUCCAAUGGGGCGGCACGACUUACGCCUGGAGCAACAGCCGGAUCAUCGGUUUAUUCUGUGUCUUCGGCGUGCUGCUACUCAGCUUCACAGCCCUCCAGCUCUACUCCGGCGAACGCGCCCUCCUACCACCGCGUCUCCUUCGCAAGCGCAACAUCUGGGGCUCCGCGCUCUUCAGCUUCAGCCUCAACAGCGCGAUCUUCAUCUUCAUCUACUACCUCCCAAUCUGGUUCCAAACCAUCAAAGGCGCCACCGCCACCAGCUCAGGAGUAAUGAACCUCCCACUCACGCUCACCAACGCCCUAGUCGCGCUAUCCUCAGGGCUCCUUGUCACCGCACUAAGAGCCUACCCAAUCUACAGCCCGCUGAUGCUUCUCAGCGCGACGAUGGCCAGCAUCAGCGCGGGGUUUCUGACGACGCUGCACGCGGGUUCGGGCUCCGCCGCGUGGGUCGGCUACCAGGUGUUCUUUGGGCUAGCGGCGGGCCUGGGCAUCCAGCUGCCUGUGUUCGUCGUGCAGACUACGCUGACGGCGAAUGAUAUCCCCUCCGCCACGGCGCUGAUGGCCUUCGUGCAGCUGCUGGGUGGCGCGGUCUUUGUCUUUGUCGGGCAGAAUGUUUUCGGGAAUCGGCUUGUUGCGGCGCUGGGGCGCGCGGAGGUGGACGGGGACCUGCCGGCUGGGGUGGAUCCGGGAGCUGUUCUUGCGGCGGGACCGGCGGGGUUGAGGGUCGGGUUUACGGGAGAUGCCCUUGCGUUAUUGGUCAAAGUGUAUAAUUAUGCGGUUGUGAGGACGUUUUUGGUGGGAGUUGCGUUGGCGGCUGUCUCGGUGCUUGGGGCGGCGGUGGUGGAGUGGCGGCCGGUUCAGGAGAGGGAAAAGAGACAGCUGGUGGACGGUAGUCGGGUGACUGUCGAGGAGCCAUGA
Messenger RNA from Aspergillus homomorphus CBS 101889, 1866 nucleotides. Its product is annotated as MDR family MFS transporter. The transcript is spliced from 5 exons. The record is from RefSeq and is a predicted model, not a curated record. Gene Ontology annotation, biological process: transmembrane transport. NCBI's taxonomy places the organism in Eukaryota, Fungi, Ascomycota, Eurotiomycetes, Eurotiales, Aspergillaceae. Gene Ontology annotation, molecular function: transmembrane transporter activity. Bases 1 to 1866 code for a protein of 621 amino acids.